This is a messenger RNA of Oncorhynchus nerka (sockeye salmon), 1274 nucleotides long. It is a transcript of the gene gpx7, whose product is annotated as glutathione peroxidase 7. Lineage: Eukaryota; Metazoa; Chordata; Actinopteri; Salmoniformes; Salmonidae. Gene Ontology annotation, biological process: response to oxidative stress. The record is from RefSeq and is a predicted model, not a curated record. The coding region runs from base 107 to 661 and encodes 184 amino acids. The transcript is spliced from 3 exons. Gene Ontology annotation, molecular function: glutathione peroxidase activity.
ACCGAAAUAUGUAGUCGGCCAUAAAAGAAGAAGAAGAAGAAGAAGUUCAGUGCACAGAAGCUUCUACAGUAAAUAGCUUACGUUGUACAUUGAUAAAUAAGAAGACAUGCUUUCCGUCCUCACAUUGCUAUUGAUCUUGUUCAGUCUAAAUGAGGCCAAACAGAAAGAUUUGUACACUUUCAAAGUUGUUAAUAGCAGAGGGAGAUUAGUCUCUUUGGAAAAAUACAGGGGUUCGGUGUCUCUUGUGGUGAAUGUGGCCAGUGACUGUGGCUUCACUGAGGAUCACUACACAGACCUUCAACAGCUGCAGAGGGACUUUGGGCCGUCCCACUUCAACAUCCUGGCCUUCCCCUGCAACCAGUUUGGCCAGCAGGAGCCUGGCAGCGACAAGGACAUUGACGCCUUUGUCCGGCGUGUCUACGGAGUCUCCUUCCCCCUCUUCAGCAAGAUUGCUGUGGUGGGCACCGGGGCCAACAAUGCCUUCAAGUACCUUGUGGAGAUGUCAGGAAAAGAGCCCGACUGGAACUUCUGGAAGUACCUCAUCGAUACAGAUGGGAAAGUCGUGGAUGCCUGGGGACCCAGUGUCUCUGUCAAAGAACUCCGACCUAAAAUAGCUGAAAUGGUACGGAAUAUCAUCCUCAAGAAGAAAGAGGAACUUUAACUCAACACCUCAAGACCCAUCUGACAAUCUAUUCAGGAAUAUCCUAUGUGAUUGAAAUCCACUGUCUGCAACAAAAACACCCCGAGCAUCAUAGAAAUACGCACUAAGCACCACACACUCCAAGCACCACACACUACAUAUGGUAAAUGUUGUAUUCUACAGAUGUAGGAUCUUAAUUUGAGCUAGUUUGCUACAUCAGGAAAAUAAUCCUGCAGCAAUAGAAAAUGUGAAUUAUUAUGUGGAUUAUAAUUAAUGGGCAUUUUUGUAGGUGUUGAUACAUUUUUAGGGAAAAUCAAGUCUGGAAUUUCAAAUGUGAAAUUACAAGCUUCAGAAGCCUUUUUAAACCUCAAAUACACUAAAUAGUUUAAAAUCUCCUGCAACAGGGUGAUCAAAUUAAGAUCCUGUAUCUGUGCCCCUAUUAACUUUUAUGAAACCACCUCUACGACUGCAUUCAGCAUACUGAUAUCCUCUUUUGGAAGCAGUUGAUCUGCCUGCGAAAAACUCUCAUCAGUAAUCAGAGCUUAUUGUUGUGCUGUUGAGAGGUUCUUUGUAUUGGAUUGCCUUUUCAUGGUACAUGUGUGCACAUUAAUAAAUAUACUUUUACAAAGUGGCA